AUGCAGAAGCACAAAGAGGAAUACGCUACAUUCGAAAUUGGAUUAGGGCGAAACGCGCAUCGAAGCGAUCUUCUCGCCCGUAUUCUGCCGGUACCCAUGACGGCUCAACUCACUAAAGUGGAGAAAAUCAUCUUUUCAUCAUUCCGUGCCUACACACCCCUAAGCAUCUUCGGUGAUACCGAAGGAGGAUCACCCAUAAUAAGCGCGGUCGUGAGUGCAAAGCCGCGGCAAUCAACAGGAAGAGGCGGGAGGAAGACACCCUCCCCCCCAAAUAUAUUUGAAAGAGUUGGGCACAACGUGGCCACACUUCCCGAACUUGUAGAAGAGAGGGUCUGUAACUCGGACACCUUCUGUGCAUGCACUAAACCCUUUUAA
This is a messenger RNA of Trypanosoma brucei brucei TREU927, 375 nucleotides long. RefSeq lists its product as hypothetical. The transcript has a single exon. The record is from RefSeq and is a predicted model, not a curated record. Bases 1 to 375 code for a protein of 124 amino acids. Lineage: Eukaryota; Euglenozoa; Kinetoplastea; Trypanosomatida; Trypanosomatidae.